Hibiscus syriacus is the source of this 1191-nucleotide messenger RNA. RefSeq names its product putative serine/threonine-protein kinase. Gene Ontology annotation, molecular function: ATP binding; protein kinase activity. Gene Ontology annotation, biological process: protein phosphorylation. The record is from RefSeq and is a predicted model, not a curated record. Bases 37 to 1149 code for a protein of 370 amino acids. NCBI's taxonomy places the organism in Eukaryota, Viridiplantae, Streptophyta, Magnoliopsida, Malvales, Malvaceae. The transcript is spliced from 6 exons.
UCGCUUAAAUCGAUUCGAAACGAUUGAUCCAACAUCAUGAAUUUUUGUGUCUCGAGUUUGAAUUGUUUCUCUUCUUCCUCUUUUUCCUCUUCAUCAGAAAAUUUUUCGAAUCAUAACGAUCGAGAUUCACAAACACUUUGGAAUAUUCAUGCAUUCUCGUAUGAUGAAUUGAAAGUUGCAACCGAUGGAUUUCGACCUUCCAAUAAAAUUGGUGAAGGUGGAUUUGGUAUUGUCUAUAAGGGAAGGCUGAAAGAUGGAAGAAGAGUAGCUGUGAAAGCUUUAUCAGUAGAAUCAAAGCAAGGCAACAGGGAGUUCAUGUCCGAAAUAUCCUCCAUUUCAAACAUCACCCAUCAAAACCUUGUUAAACUCCAUGGCGGCUCCAUCGAUGGACCCUCUAAGUUUCUUGUUUAUGAUUACAUGGAGAACAACAGUCUUGCUUAUAUCUUACUCGGAGGAGAGGAAAACAGGGCAAAGCUAAGUUGGAAAGUAAGGAAAGAAAUAGCAUUAGGGAUAGGUCGCGCACUUGCCUACAUUCACGAGGAGGUGAAGCCACACAUCGUCCAUCGAGAUAUCAAGCUUAGUAACAUCCUUCUCGAUCAAAAUUUCACCCCUAAACUUUCCGAUUUCGGUCUUUCUCGUCUCUUCUUCGAUAAUGUCACUCACCUCAGUACCGGAGUCGCCGGUACAUUAGGUUAUCUUGCUCCGGAAUACGCCGUGAGCGGACAUUUGACACGGAAAUCAGAUGUUUAUAGUUUCGGAAUUCUAUUACUCGAGAUUGUGAGUGGUCGGACUGCCAUCGAUUUCGAUCUCCAAAUUGGCGAGUUCUUUCUAGUCCAGAAGGCUUGGGAGAUGUACAAAUCAAACAAGUUGGUGCAGUUGGUGGAUUCGGUGUUGGAUAAGAGUAGCUUCUCGGAACAAGAAGUUGAUCGGUUUCUCAAGGUAGGAUUGAUCUGUGUGCAGAAAAAAUGUGGGCUUCGACCGUACAUGUCGACGGCCAUUAAAAUGAUGUGCGACGAGGUCGAUAUUCAGGAUUUGCAGAUAUCCGAUCCUGGACUCAUUACCAAUAUCAUGGAUGUAAAGAUCGGAAAUCGACGUUCCCCUUCUUCAAGCUUUACCAAGAAGUUAAGCCAUCGGUUACAGCCUUCAUAAAAGAUUAUAUACUUUUAUUAGAAUACAUUGAUGUUCCUUAGC